UUUUUAUUGACUCAAAACAUGAGCAAGUGAAGAAAAAGCCGAUAAAGCUCCGAAAUUAUUUUAAUUAAAUACUUAAGAAUUGAUUAUAUUCUAAGAUAAAACUACUUUAGAGAAACUUCAAUAAUAAGGUUUUAAAUUUUAUAAGCUGACAUGGCGGACCGACUGACUCAAUUGCAAGAUAUGAUAAAUCAGCAAGCUGAACAUUUUUGCAACAGUAUUGGAGUCUUACAACAGUAUUCAACACCAAGUAGAUUUCCUGGUUUCGAUCGACCCCAAACAAUUCAACCCACACAACCUCAAGAAGAUUAUGCUGCCUUAUUCGCAACUCUGAUUGCAAAAUGCGCAAAGGACAUCGAUAUCCUGAUAGACAGUCUUCCGAGUGAAGAAUCCUCUCAAGAAUUACAGCUGGCGAGUCUAAAUCGUCUCGAGAAGGAAAAUCAGGAAGCUGGAGAGAAAUUAGAAGAGGUCGUUCGCGAAGGAGAGGCUCUUUUGGCUCGCAUUCAAGCUGCACUGCAGGAUAUAGCUCAAAGUCAACUGGACAUGCAAAACCCUUCGACAACUGCCGUAAUUAACACCAAUCUCAACCUUGAGCAGACCUCUGCCAUUAGGCAAGAAUCCCUCGGCCCUAACAGCGCUCCUCCCAGCAACAGCCACCAAUUGCCGGAUCCAUCACCAACCUCUAUCAGCCAAUAGCAUUUUUUGAGAGAUCACAGAUUUUCGGACGACAAUUGAUCACCGGGCUACGAUUACUAAGAUGUAUAUAAAGUUCCAUUAAUAAAUUCAUCUUUUGUACU
Belonocnema kinseyi is the source of this 794-nucleotide messenger RNA. It is a transcript of the gene MED21, whose product is annotated as mediator of RNA polymerase II transcription subunit 21. Gene Ontology annotation, molecular function: transcription coregulator activity. The record is from RefSeq and is a predicted model, not a curated record. Gene Ontology annotation, cellular component: mediator complex. The transcript is spliced from 3 exons. Lineage: Eukaryota; Metazoa; Arthropoda; Insecta; Hymenoptera; Cynipidae. Bases 151 to 693 code for a protein of 180 amino acids. Gene Ontology annotation, biological process: regulation of transcription by RNA polymerase II.